GUUUGGAAAAAUAUGGCGGACAGUGUGAGGGAGCGACUUGAACGUCGUAAUGAAGAAAGGCUUGCGGCCAUAGAGAAACGGAAAGCUGAUAAAGAGAGCAAUGAGCAACCAACAGAAACAACAGAUUAUUUCGAAACUACCUUCGCUAAGGAAAAGGGGGCAGUAGAGGAUCUCCUUAGCAAAAGGGCUAGCUUGAUAGAACCCGGUAACAAAAUGCAAGCCACGGAGUUUUUUGAAUCCCUGACCGACAAGUGUCAGAAACUUCAAAAAUUUGUAUCAGAUUCCGCGAUGUUCUUACCUUCUCGCCAGAUAAAAGUCUCACAAGAUAUACUUAAAGCCUUGCAGCAAGAAAUUAACGAAAAGCGAGAGGAGUACAUGCCAAAGAAGAAGUUUGCUUUUAAGGCCAGAAAAAAGGAGGUGGUACCGACAAAAGAGGUGAGGGAAUAGUAAGCAUGUGGAUAAUCUUGUUCUGUGUUUCUCACAAUCAACAGAACAGAACUAUUAGUCAGUAUGUCUCAAGGAUACAGUAAAAAAAGGCCAUCAAUGAAUAAUUAUGCAUAUCCCCAGCUCCACCCCCUGGGUUGAUGACAGGUGUAAUCAAACAUUCUGUCUUAUCAACUGCCCUGAUUUCAUAAUCUUGUUCUGUGUUUCUUGGACAAUCAACAGAACAGAAAACUAUUUCUUGUGUUUUGAUUUAAAAAAUAGCAAUAUGUCUCAAAUUUUGGAUAAAGUAAAAAAAGAACUUCGGCAUCAAUGAAUAAUUAUGCAACAAAUCGGACCCCACUAUCUCCACCCCUCGUGGGAUUGAAUAACCUGUUACCAUGGAAUAAUUUAUACUUGUAUUUAGCGGUAAGUUUUAAGGGCUGUAAAAUUCUUCCAGGCUGGUAUGAAAAUCUGUGGAGGCGUGUGGGUUUCACUACUAUAUUUUUAAAAGGAAUUAUCCGCUGGUUAAGUAAAUACAUACAUGUAGAUUUUAUGGAUGUUUUUAGAGAUACAUUUGUAUUCUUCAGAGAUUUACAGUGAACAAACUGACGCCAGUUUUUUAUGUGUCUCUCCUCUUUGUGAUGCUAAAAUUACAUCAUAACAUUGUCAUUGUCAUUUAGGGGUCCAGAUAUCCAGAGGUUCUUACAUCCUUGGUUUUGUACAUCCAGGGGUUCUUAUGUUCAGGGAUUCUUAUGUCCAGGGGUCCUUAUGUCCAAGGAUUCUUAUGUCCAGGGGUUAUUACAUAUUUCAGGGGUUCUAACGUACAUAACAUUCUUAUUGUCAUUGAGGGGUUCAGAUAUCCUUGGUUUCUUACAUUCAGGGGUUCUUACAUUCAGGGAUUCUUAUGUUCAGAGCUUCUAAUGCAUUUCUAACAUCCAGGGGUUGUAACAUCCAAGUGUUCUUAGGUUCAGAGGUUGUUAUGUCCAAGGGUUCUUCCCUCGAGGAGUUCUUGUGUCCGGACGCUCUUACAUCCAGGGGCUCUUACAUUCAGAGGUUCUGACAUAGUGGCUUGAUAAGAGAUACAUGUACGAAUUAUAUGAAGGGCUUUCACUAAUAUCUUAGUGCCAAUUUCAUGUACAGAGGUUUGCCCAGCUACUGAUACACAAUCGAAAUGUUGCACCUUGUUAUUUUCACUUUCUCAAAAUGUUUUUUUUCUGUCCUAAAGGAGGGUAUCACCCAUCAAGAAACCAAAAACAAGACAGAUGCCCUCUCUACAACAGAAAAACAAUUCUUAGAGGCAAGCCUUGGUUUCAAAGGACUCACAGCACAAACUCUCACCAUGACGCCAGAACAGGUUAAAAGUCAAGAUGUCACUCUAAGGGGUCUCCAUAAUUGCAACAUUAUAGUUUAUGGUGCCCCGUCGGCCUUGCUUAUGAACAAACUAACAGACUGCACCGUUCUUUGUGGUCCAGUAUCUGGAGCUGUAUUCAUUGAAGACUGCUCCACAUGUAAUUUUGUCUUUCCAUGUCAUCAGUUACGUGUUCAUAGCACUACAGACAGUAACUUUUAUCUUCACGUAACAAGUAGAGCUAUUGUAGAGGAUUGCUCUAACGUAGGAUUUGCCCCGUUUAACUGGAAGUAUGAAGCUUUGGAAAGUGAUUUUCAAAUUGCUGGUCUCAAUCCUUUGGAAAAUAACUGGUCACUUGUGAAUGAUUUUAAUUGGCUGAAGACUGAUGAACCUUCCCCAAACUGGUUUGUUAUUCCAGAGGAUCAACGUAAAGAUAAAUGGAUUUUAUAAGCUUGCUUUGAAGAGAUAUCUAUACUGUCUUUUAUAGUGAGAAACACUUUUAAAUAUGCACUGUUGCCAGUAAGGGGCUAUUCACAUGAUACCA
Messenger RNA from Porites lobata, 2315 nucleotides. NCBI's taxonomy places the organism in Eukaryota, Metazoa, Cnidaria, Anthozoa, Scleractinia, Poritidae. The record is from the annotation of a GenBank genome assembly.